Molecule: messenger RNA, 2542 nt
Organism: Mytilus californianus (California mussel)
Lineage: Eukaryota; Metazoa; Mollusca; Bivalvia; Mytilida; Mytilidae
Product: von Willebrand factor D and EGF domain-containing protein-like
Exons: 13
Coding region: 1-2421 (806 amino acids)
Source: RefSeq, a predicted model, not a curated record
AUGUGCGUAAUUAAAGUAAUUCAUGUACAUUUCAGAAUUCGCUAUCCCUCGACCAGCAAUGUUACAAUUAUAGAAAAUGUUGUGUCAGACGAUAUUGGCCAUCCCGAUGGUAUUGCAGUUGAUUCCGUUAAUGAUCACAUCUAUUGGACAGACACAGGACUUGACAGAAUAAUGAGAUCAAAUUUAGAUGGUUCAAAUAAAACUGUCAUUGUAGAUACUGGCCUUGAAGAGCCGAGAGCAAUUGAAUUAGAUACAACUGACCGAUGGAUAUACUUUAGUGACUGGGGCUCUGAACCUAAAAUUGAAAAGUGUAUGUUUGAUGGAAGUAGUAGGCAGACAAUCAUAACAGAUGAUAUUCAAUGGCCGAAUGGUAUCGCAUUAGAUUUCAUUCAAAAACGGCUUUACUGGUGUGACGCAGGAAAGAACCAGAUCAAGUCAUCCAACUUCGAUGGUUCUGAUGUACAAGUCAUAUUAAAAAGUUCCCUUCGAGUGCCACAUCCCUUUGAUAUUGACAUUGAUGAAGAUAACAUAUACUUUACAGACUGGGAUUAUCGGGAAGUUUUUAAAUUGUCAAAAUCAUCAUCAACACCAGGAUCCUUACAAGUAGAAACUAACCGACCCAUGGGCUUGAAAAUUUAUAGAACAAAUCUUGAUCAGUGUUACAAUUAUUCGACAAUACAAAAAGAAGAGAAAAGAUCAAUUGGAUAUACACUUGAUUUGUCACUGGAUGUCCCCAUCAGUGAUGACGACUUGCAGGAUAACUGGUACCGUGUGGUAAGCGACAAUGGUGACAGAAUUCCAACGUUCCCACCUGGUUCAUUAAGAUGCGGAACAUAUAUGCCCAUUUGGCUAAAUGGAUCUCUACCAUCAGCAGAAGAUGACAUUUUUACGAGACAAGUAUGCAAGCAAACGUCUACCGACACAUGCGGAGAAAAAUUUGAUAUACAAAUCAAACAAUGCCCGGGGUAUUAUAUUUUCUAUUUAAGGAAUACUUCUGUGAAUGCUGCUUACUGCUUCGGUGAAGGCUACGUGAAAUGUGAAGAUGGGUUAUCAUCUGAGAGUGGAAAUUAUCCAGGAUGUAGUUCAACCUUUCCAAAUAAUACAAUUUCUCCUGAGGUUAACGCGUUGUUAGUCGAAGGAAAGAUAUAUGGCGUGUUUCCAAAUCCUACACCAAGUCUUACACCAGUGUUUAAAUGCAAUUUUGAAGAUACCUCAAAUGGUUCCUAUGUUUAUGAUGUGUACUGGUACAUAAAUGGCGAAAACAUCACUCAUCAUAAAAAUGUAUUAAGAAAUGAUAUAAAUUCGACUGACCUAAGAGACACUGAUUGGAUAGACAGAUACAAAAUGAACAUGGAUGUAAAAUGUUCCGUCAGGUCAAGAUAUUCCUUUGAUUCAAUACCAGGACCUUUUUAUUUCAGUGAAAAUUUCAAAGCUGGAUUUUUUCCUGAAGCUUAUGAAUUCACUGUCACUGAAGGAGAAACUAUCAAUAUAUCAUUUACUGCAACAGUACCAGUCGGAUGCUUCCUUUCAGAUUCAAGACGAGCUCAAUGUGAUAUGAAAUUUUAUAUUUCCCAGCCUGACAACAAUGAACCGUCCUGCUCUAACAAUAUUGUAUCUAGAGAUAUCGUUUUUGAUCUGAAUAAUUGCGGACUUGAAUUACCUAGUUUAGCAUGGAAUGAAUCUGUACGGUUAGUUGUUCGAGGAUACAGUGAUGGUAUUUACAACCAUCGAGACCGGACGACGUUUAUACGAUUGUCAACUCGUUCAAAUUCUCCAGUACCAGAAAAUAAUCUGUGGAGAAGUGUUAACAUUCCAGAAAUAACGGUGACAGUGCUUGACAAAGAUUCAGUGUUAAAUUCUAGAUUAUGCCAGUCCUAUAACGAUCCUCACAUUACAACCUUUGAUGGAAUAUUGUAUCACUACAUGAACGUUGGGGAAUUCGUGAUGUACAGAAACGAUAUCGGACCAUAUUGGGUGCAUGCUUUAUUUACCAAUUGUGGGUUUGGAUGGGAAGGUUCCUCUUGCAAUGGUGGUAUAGCCAUUAGGAGCAGAACAUCAUUAUUUGUUUUCCGUACAGUACAAGAGAUUUCUAGAACAGAAAAAUUUAUGUUAGACCAACCCUUUACAGAACACAUAAACUGUGAUGACAGUGAUAUGUCUGUUGAUCACGCAAAUAACGUUUAUACUAUAACAUUACCGACUGGUGCUGAAAUCAGGUUUACUGUGUCAACCUGGUCACGAUUUAUAUCGGGUAUUACAAUCAAGCCAUCCAUAUACGAUAUUGAUGUUGCAAGAGGUCUAUGUGGUGUUCCAAGCGAAACAAAAGAUUCCAGUGAUGACUAUAUGCAUCGAUAUUUAGGUCCUGUAGGCGAUGACCAAGCUUUUGCAGAUUCGUGGAGAGUCAAUUCAACUGCAGAAUAACUUUUCGUAGAAGAACCAGAAUGUCUGUCUGAAAGUAUAAACAAAGGAUUGGAAAACUUAAAUCCCGUCAAGCGUUAUUGCUCUUGCGACCAAGAAGCUGGUCAAACGGACGACUUUGAGG